Messenger RNA from Aspergillus saccharolyticus JOP 1030-1, 1091 nucleotides. Its product is annotated as mitochondrial 54S ribosomal protein mL59. The record is from RefSeq and is a predicted model, not a curated record. The transcript has 2 exons. Gene Ontology annotation, cellular component: mitochondrial large ribosomal subunit. Lineage: Eukaryota; Fungi; Ascomycota; Eurotiomycetes; Eurotiales; Aspergillaceae. The coding region runs from base 131 to 850 and encodes 239 amino acids. Gene Ontology annotation, molecular function: structural constituent of ribosome.
CGGAGGUUUACAAACUCGAGCCUUUCCUACUUCCUCCUCCUCGUCCCCCCUCCUUUUCUUCUGUCGUGCGCCUCUCCCUUCUACAAAAAAUUGCAAGGAGGCAGAGACAAAGAGGAACCGGAUUCACACAAUGGCGCCCCCUCAAACCGGCCUGGCCGCUCAACUCCCCCAGCGGCUAAUCAACUUCUUCGCCCGCUAUCCUCCGCAAAUGUACUCCGUCUCCGUACGCCCUCCUAUCACCAUUCCGCCUCCGCCUGCUCUUCUUGCUCGUACUACUGCUGCUAAGGCAACCGCUGAAACGACAAGCACGACGACGACGACCACCACCACCACCACAACGACCAACAGCGACACGCCUACCGCCGCUAUCGACGAAUCCCUGCUCCCGUCCCCAUACACUCCGAACCGCGAGGCCAAGGGCUACAAGGCGCCGGACCACUCGUACUCAAACGCCCUCUUGUGGAAGGGUCCCGAGGGCCGUGCCAACCCGUUCCUGCCGCAACCCCCCGCGGAAGGCAUAAAAGGACGAUGGGUCGGGGCGCGGAUUGGGCUGCGCCGGCAGGCGGAGCUGGUGAAGCUGGCCCGUAAGUACGGCGUCGAGGAGCUGCUGCCCCCGAGUCCCAAGAUGGCCGAGUACAAGGAGGCGCGCCGCGCCGAGAACCAGGGUCUGGCCAUCAAGGGUACCGGUGUCGGGCAGAAGGUCAAGGGUCACAAGUGGGAGCGCACCAUGGAGGCGCGCCUGGAGGACCGGCGCAAGGCCAUGCUGGAGAUGCCGGAGAUGAUUCGCUUGUGGAAGCAGAGAGGUCAUGGUCGUGGUUGGAAGAAGUGGCCCAAGCGCUCAGGAUAUUAGGUGGGUCGAUUGGGUCUUGUGUCUGCAAUGGGGCAAGGGUUGGGGGCUUCAUGGGAGAUGGAAUUCAUGUCGAAAUCACUACUACAUGGCACCAAACUCUCUCCUUGGGUGAGGUUUGAUGGAUUCUCAUCAUCCCCAUCGUUAUCGUCAUCAUGUUCUCGAACGGGAGUUAUCUGUUUCUAUUAGGUAGUGUACAAAUAGUUAUAUUGUUCUAUAUCAAGUCAUGCAUUCAAGUGCCCUG